Molecule: messenger RNA, 2567 nt
Organism: Erinaceus europaeus (western European hedgehog)
Lineage: Eukaryota; Metazoa; Chordata; Mammalia; Eulipotyphla; Erinaceidae
Gene: GDPD4
Product: glycerophosphodiester phosphodiesterase domain containing 4
Exons: 16
Coding region: 9-2258 (749 amino acids)
Biological process (GO): lipid metabolic process
Cellular component (GO): membrane
Molecular function (GO): glycerophosphodiester phosphodiesterase activity
Source: RefSeq, a predicted model, not a curated record
GUUGAACUAUGCAUAAGGACAACAGGACUCGGGUCAGGAACCAGAAGCCAAGAAGAAAGAAAAAGCCUCUUCCAUGGAUUAUACAAAUCUUCAACCAUCAGUGCUAUCUCACCUUCAUUACUGGCUGCCUCACCUACCAGUACAAAAUCCAAAAGGAGAAAAGAUCAAAGCAUGCACUCUGCUGCUGCUCUUGGAAAGAGAAAUUAUUUUGCCCAUUUCUGUUUUUUUCGUUUGGUUUAUCUGUGGUUAUGCUGUACGUGUGGGGGGAAACUGCAAAUGAACACUUUGGAUUUGACUGGAUCACUUUUCUAGGUACAGGAUACUGGUUCUACUGGUCUGUGGUUUUGCUGUGUUUGUUUAUACUCAUGACUGUCUACACUUCAUUGCUAUUGCUACUUGGACUUUUGUUGCUUUGGGAAGGAUAUGAAUUCUACCUACAUUGGUGUCAUAAGGUGCUGGUUCUGUUGGUAGUUGUGGGAUGCUUGUUUUUGUUGUGGGUUUUAUGUACAUAUUGGAAAGACAAGUGGCUGACAAUUGGCCUGUCAAUGCAGGUCUUUGGCCCUUUCACACACUUGUGCAGUAUACCGAUGAUGACUAUCCUUUCCUGGCCUGUGGUUGCCUACUUGAUACAUUUGGAAGGAGAAGUUAAAACCAGAAGAUACCAGAUGGCACAUAAUGAAGCAAAAGCAAACGAGAGAUGUAAUGUACUCGUAAAGUUGAGAGCCAUACAGUUGGCUGUUGGGUUGCCAUACUUUAUUAUCCUAGUGUGUGUCUAUAUGGUGCCAUUUGGGAAGCUGUCUCCCUGCAUUAAAGAGAAGAAUAAACUGGGACCCAAGCCAAACUUCUUUGGACAUAGAGGUGCACCCAUGUUGGGACCUGAGAAUACCAUGAUGUCCUUUGAGAAGGCUGUUGAAGAAGGUGCCUUUGGGCUGGAGACAGAUGUAUUCUUCAGUUACGAUGGGGUGCCUUUUCUCAUGCAUGACAGUAACUUGAGAAGAACAACCAAUAUCAGGGAAGUCAUGCCAACUGCCUCCCUCAAAUAUGUCUCCAACUUCACUUGGGAUUUCCUGUCAACUUUGAAUGCAGGCAAAUGGUUUAUAGCCUCACCGCCAUUUUACAACAUGAAAAAGCUAUCAAAGGCUGAUGAACAAAAAGCAAGAAAUCAAAAGAUUCCAAAAUUAAGAGAUUAUUUGGAACUUGCACGGAAGGAAAAAAAAUAUGUGAUAUUUGAUCUUCACAGUCCUCCACCAGGACAUCCUUAUAGGGAUUCAUUUAUCCAAGAAACAGUAACGGAGAUCCUUAACUCUAAAAUUGAGCAUCAUCUGGUUUAUUGGUUGUCUGGUUCUCAGAGGUCAUAUGUCAAGACAAGAGCUCCUGGAUUCCAGCAAGUGGCUAGACUCAUCCCAGUUAAAACUCUUAUAGAAGAAAAUAUCACAGUAAUAAAUGUUGACUAUAAGAGACUGUUCUACAAGGGGUUGAAAGAUUAUAAAGAAGCUAACAUUACCAUCAAUUUAUACAUUGUCAAUUCACCUUGGCUCUACUCCUUGGCCUGGUGCUGCAGUAUUAACUCAGUGACCACAGACAACAUUCAGAAUUUGAGAAAGAUGAAUCGCCCCUAUUUCUUGAUGACACCAGCCUUCUACAUAUUUUGGUGGCUUUUCCUGGAUUUUAUAUCUGUGCUUCUAGUUGCUAUAAUAGUUUAUUAUCAUUUAUGGAAAAGCAGUAAAAAACAACUUCAUGAAACUACCUCCACUGACACAGAUCCUAAGAAUAUAAGCCUCCAAAAGGGGAAAAUUAAGAAUCAAGAGUCUUCAACUUUAGAUAAUUCCUACCGAGUUAGGGAAAAACCAUGGACUAUAAAAUCCCUCCGCCCAGCUUUAGUUGAAAGCACAGUGAAAGAUCCAAGAUCUAACCAUUUUUCACUGGGUUUGAAGAAGAAAUCCAGAAUACAGCCAGAGCCUAUAAAGGAAACUGUCAUAUCACAGAUGCAUUCCUCAGAUGGUGUUAGACUACCGGUGUCCACCGAGAAUAUCUCUGCAUACAGCCUGGCACAUAACCCAUUACCCACCUGGAAGACCACCCUCCAAAGUGCAUUGUCCGUUUUGAAGUUGCAUGAACAAACAGUUUCUUCAGUAGGGGUUUCCAUUUCCGAAAGUCAGUCUGAAAAUACCCUCACUGAAGAAUUCUCCCAAGAAUCUUUUACAUUUUCUACCACAUCCAACAUAUCCUCCUUAUCUGUGAAGUCUUUGAAGUUUUAACUACUUCUUGUCCCCUUCUUCAUUUUCUUCUUUAUACCUAAGUGUAGUGCUAGUGAGGGGUUAGUAAUGAAAAUUGUGCAGAAGGGUCGUUGAGGUGCUCAAAAGAAUCAUCCUUGUCUGUUUUUUUUUUAUUUUUUAAAAAUGCAUUUCAUGGGAGGGAUGGGCAAGAAAAAAACAGUUUGAGCUGGAGUUGGUUAUUCUCUCAAUGUUGCAGGUUUUGUCUCAUCAUAAUCUUGCAUAAACUUUCCUGCUAAAACAGUUCAACAUCAGCAUAUAAAUAAAUAUAAGCUCUGAGGAAUAGGAAGGUAA